This is a messenger RNA of Anopheles coustani, 1258 nucleotides long. It is a transcript of the gene Fibp, whose product is annotated as acidic fibroblast growth factor intracellular-binding protein. NCBI's taxonomy places the organism in Eukaryota, Metazoa, Arthropoda, Insecta, Diptera, Culicidae. Gene Ontology annotation, cellular component: nucleus. The record is from RefSeq and is a predicted model, not a curated record. The coding region runs from base 52 to 1137 and encodes 361 amino acids. The transcript is spliced from 4 exons.
UGUUUUGUUUAUCUGGCUUCAUUUCAUAAAUAAGAAAAUCAAUCUGGAACGAUGUUCACAGACGUGAACGUGGACGUUUUUGUGAGCAAUUAUACGAUUAUUGACCCAGAAAUUUACCAACUAUGGGUAGAAGGUUAUUCCUCUUUGGAAGCAGUUGCAUUGCUUAAGCAAAAGGGAGGUAUAUUUGUCGAGGUGCAGCACGAGUUGAUUGCAUCGGACGUACAGGACCACUAUCGCACCUACGCCAUGCUGGAAAAGUUUCUCCAUGCCCCGCCGAAGCUUUCCGGGCAGCUUACAUUCCAAAUCUGCCCACAGGACCGGUCGUUACUGAUCGACAGUUACUACUCGCUCGAUGAUACGGUUGCCCGGGAGUUGUUUGGCAAGAAGUUCAACUCGCGCAAUCGGAAGGACCUAGACGAGGUGGCAGAAAAAACGGGGGUGCGAUUGAAGUCCUGCCGCCGUCAGUUCGAUAAUGUGAAGCGCAUUUUUAAGGCCGUUGAGGAAACGCAGGGAAACAUUGCGAAUAACAUUCGUCAGCAUUUUGUACUGCCGGAGGAGUUGGCGCAGAAGUACGCAGCGGUAGUGUUUAUAGCCUGUCUACGGUUUGAGACGACCAAGCGGAAGCUACAAUAUUUGAACUUUAAAGAUUUUUACGAAUGUGCUCAGGUAUUGAUGACUUACUGGACAUAUACUUAUCAACACUCCGGUGCUGACUAUUUGGAUACCGAAAUGGACAAAGAGUUUCUGCUGGAUCUUCGCGACAUACGAGAUCUGUUGGACAAGGAAAAGGAAAUAAAACAUUUAGUAGCUCUGCGUCUCAAGCCCACCCUUCUGGAGCGAGCAUAUCAGGAAGUUGAGAAUAAUUUUCGUACUUACUACCGGGCGAUUAUAAUGAUCGCUUGUAAUCUACAUCGAACGCGCGAGAUGAGAUUACUGUUUGUUGAGAUGACGGAGCGUUUGAUUGAGCCGUGGAAGCAAAACGGGUGGACAAAGGAUCAAGUUCAGUUGUUUCUGCAGUGUAUCUGGAAGUGCGUCUUGGAUCUCGAGGUCCCCCGUGAUAAUCAAGACAUCCGUUGUUUAUGGGACCGGUACAUGCAGGUCAUGAAUGUGUGUUUGUGUCGAAUGUAUCACUCUUAAACCUAAGCAGGUUCUUACAUUACUGUACUUAGAAUAAAGAAUAACCUAUGCAGUCAGUUGAAGUAAAUACAAUUAAAUUAUGCUGAUAAAAACAACGAAGGAAUACACUGUGAGCUUCUAA